This is a messenger RNA of Lepus europaeus (European hare), 2399 nucleotides long. It is a transcript of the gene RAB5A, whose product is annotated as RAB5A, member RAS oncogene family. Gene Ontology annotation, molecular function: GTP binding; GTPase activity. The record is from RefSeq and is a predicted model, not a curated record. Bases 402 to 1049 code for a protein of 215 amino acids. The transcript has 6 exons. Lineage: Eukaryota; Metazoa; Chordata; Mammalia; Lagomorpha; Leporidae.
AGCCGGCGGCCGGCCUGAGGGGAGGAGGCAGAGGAGGGAGGAGGAGGAGGAGGAGGAGGAAGAAUUCGUCGGAACUCGAGCGCCGGCGGCGGAGGAGGAGAAAGGAAAGAGAAAGGCGGAGCGCGGAGAGGCGGAGACGGAGCCCGGCAGGGGCGGCACCACGGCUCCAGCCCCGCACGGUCCGGUGUGAGGCGAGCGACGCGAGGAGACGCCGCCGUCGCCGCCACAGCCUCCGCUUCGCUCCCGUCCUUCGGGCCACGCCUGCCGCCCGCGAGCUGCGGCGCCGCGGCUCGGCGUGCCGCAGUCCCAGGUUUCUUUAUCUCCAGAAAAAAAAAUUGGCACCUUGCAUCCUGGAAGUUAAUUUAAGAGUCUGAAAUUAGGGACUUCUUUUAAAUUUGGACAUGGCUAAUCGAGGAGCAACAAGACCCAACGGGCCAAAUACUGGAAAUAAAAUAUGCCAGUUCAAACUAGUACUUCUGGGAGAGUCUGCUGUUGGCAAAUCAAGCCUAGUGCUUCGUUUUGUGAAAGGCCAAUUUCAUGAAUUUCAAGAGAGUACCAUUGGGGCUGCUUUUCUAACCCAAACUGUGUGUCUUGAUGACACAACAGUAAAGUUUGAAAUCUGGGAUACAGCUGGUCAAGAGCGAUACCAUAGCCUAGCACCAAUGUACUACAGAGGAGCACAAGCAGCCAUCGUUGUCUACGACAUUACAAAUGAGGAGUCCUUUGCUAGAGCAAAAAACUGGGUUAAAGAGCUUCAGAGGCAAGCAAGUCCUAACAUUGUAAUAGCAUUAUCAGGAAACAAGGCUGACCUAGCAAAUAAAAGAGCGGUAGAUUUCCAGGAAGCACAGUCAUAUGCAGAUGACAACAGUUUAUUAUUCAUGGAGACAUCAGCUAAAACAUCGAUGAAUGUAAAUGAAAUAUUCAUGGCAAUAGCUAAAAAGUUGCCAAAGAAUGAACCACAGAAUCCAGGAGGAAAUUCUGCUAGAGGAAGAGGAGUAGACCUCACUGAACCUACACAACCAACCAGGAGUCAGUGUUGUAGUAACUAAACCUCCAGUUUGAACUAGCUGGAAAAUUCUUCUGCUUCCUAAAUGUAAAUAACAGUGGAAUUGGAGCAUUUAACCGGCCCAGUAUGACUUCCAAAAAGAAGAGACUUACGAUAGAGUCAGGUUUCUAAUACAGAAUUAUUUUAAGUGUUUUUGAACUUAAUUUUUAAUAACAUGCAUGUGUCCCUCUGACUAAUGUUUCAGCAAUAGAAAGGGAAAGUGAGUACUGUGUGUACACUUGUUUCAUUGGAAGGUUAAGGGUAAUAAUCAUUUCUCAUCACUAGAAAUAGAGACCAAUGACUAUCUGGACCCUCAGUUAAUGAGCCAGUUUUCUCCAAACUAACACAGUAGUCAUCUAUGAAAAGGACUUGGAAUUUAUUUGGGCUUUUCAGAAAACAUUUUUAGGAGAUUCUGAGCAUAUUUAUGCUUAGAUACAGUAUUCAGACAAAUAGCAAUUUUUCUUGGUAUCUGUACUUAAAGUACAUGUGCACAUUUUAAUAAAUUAACCACAAGAAAAACCUCCAGAGGACUGGGGGAAGAUGAGCAUUAGUGACAUCUAAAUUAUAACCAGUCCUGUUACUUUUUAAAUGGGUAAAAAAUUCAAAUGUAACCCCAUCAUAUUUUAGGGAUAUGAUAACUGAUAAAUGCCACUUAGUGAAUAGUGUUCCCCUUCAGACAUGUGAGCUCUUCAAGAAAAAAAUAUAUAUGUGAAACCAGGUAUCUGUGAUUUCUAUUUAAUCACUGCUGGCUAUUACAUAGGUCUUGUUUGGGGGCAAGGAGGGAGCCUUUGUUCCCUUUGAACAUAAUACAGUCAAUGCACUAACAAUUAUGUACAUUUAAACUUGAUUAUUUUAAAUUUGAUCUUCAGCUGUACUGUAAAUAGGGUACUGCAUUGUAGUCUCCGUAUGUUUAUUACUUUUCUGUAAUAUUUAAGAGUUGCUUAAAGUAUACAAAAUGUACAGUUACUAAAACAUCUAAUUAACUUCUCUUCCCCCUUUGAAAUGAAGGGGUUUCAGUUGUUCUUACAUGGGAAGAACCAUAAUAAACAAUAUUCCUGUAAUUUGUAACAUAAGUAUUGCAAUGGUAGUAACAAUCUUACAGCCUUGUUUUCCAAAGUUCAUUUUAUUUUGAUCGGUUCAGUAUAUUGCACUAAUUAUUUUAGGUAUUUUCAUUAUAUGAAAUCUACCAUGUGUCAGAUGAUUUAAUCUAUUUAAGUGUUGAACUGCUAGCAGAACUUGUACAUUACAGUAAUUCAGAAUUAGUAAGGAAAACAGUUCACCAGUGUUUAGUUUUAUAUUGAGGUGCUCAGGUUGGAAUAAAGUGGUAUAAAAAGCAAGUAGUGGUUUUUUUCUU